AACCAAACAAACCAAUUAAAAUCUAAAAAACCAAAACCAAACAAAUAGACAACUCAGAACUACCUCUAUCUCCUUUCAAAUCAAUCAGAAGGACGAUCACGAAGAAACAUAUUGAUGAACGGAAAAUAUUCGAAUUUAUUAUUGAUAUCUUGAUUGAUAUCAAGUUUGAGAAAAAUUAAUUCUACCAACAAAGCUUCUCGUCGUGAAUCUCGAGAUGCAAAAGCGACAUACCACCUCAUCUAAUAACGAUAAUAAUCUUCAACGUGAUUCUUCACCUUCUCGACCCUCUUCCUCAACUCGUCUGAGUCAACUCUCAGCUCGACCUGGAAUGAUCUCUCGCAGACGGCUUCUGAUAGCCCUCGGUGCUGGUGCCACAAUCUUUAUUCUGUUACAUUUCAUAAGCUUUUCUGGAUCACCGGCCGGUUCCUUACCUGGAUUCGCCACACGUUCAUCCACAUCAAGAAGGACAGAUGCUCAACAAAUCUCGGCACGUCGUCAACGAUUAAUCCAAGGCUCAUCUUCAUCUUCCAGUUCAGGAAUCGGUCCCGCCAAUUUCAGUGAUCUUGCUCCAUUCACAUUUUGUCCUACCUUUGGUGAAGGUGAUGAAUUAGGUCAAGUUUAUGGACAACAAGCUAUCCUUAAAACUCGUACCCAUAUUGGAUCGAGUGAUCGAGUUAAAAGGGUCUUGAGAAGGGCUAUGUCUGGUUUACCGAUCACAGUGGGAAUCUUGGGUGGAAGUAUCUCCAGUUGUCAUGGAUUAGAUGCUACCACUGCUCAUCCACUUGGAAAUCCUAUCGGCCCGAAUUGUUAUCCUCAUCGUAUUUUCUCUUGGCUCAAUGACGUAUUUCCACACCCGGCUAACGAACUCACCAAUGGUGCACUUCGUCGAACGGGUACUUCGUACUUUGGAUAUUGUUCAGCGAUGCAUCUUCCGGAUCGGGUUGAUUUAGUCAUCGUCGAGUUUGAUACUGAUGAUCCUCAUGACCAGGAAACGAUUGCAACCACUGAUUUAUUAAUCCGAUCACUCUUGCUUCGUCAAGACCAACCAGCUGUGAUCUUACUUGGACAUUUCUCACCACAACUACAAAGUGAGCACGGUUUUGCUGGACCAGAAGUCUGGCAUUCAGCUGUAGCACAUUUCUACGAUGUACCCCACCUCAGUGUGAAAGGGCUUCUUUAUGAGGAGUAUCUCGUCAACCCAGAAAAAGUGAAACAGUCAUAUUUUAUUGAUCCAGUACUAGCCAAUGCCAAAGGUCACGAACUUUUAGCAGAUACGGUGAUUUCAUUCUUAGAGAGCGAAAUAUGCUCAGUAUGGGAUCAAGCAGCUCUAGAGGCCGAUUUAGCUGGAUUGGCCCCGCCCAUUAUUGGAGAUUCGGGAUUCAGUAAAUCAGAAAGUUUGAGUAUGACUGGCUCGAAUGCAAACACAGCCCCAAGUUAUUCUAAAAUCCCAUCGUUUAGAAUUCAUGACAAACCACAUACGAUUUCGAGUUUUAGAGAAAUCAAACCGAAUUGUGCAUCAGCAAAUGAUUUGAUUAAUCCAUUACCACAAUCAGUUUUUAUUAAUUCAGGUUGGGAACCUAUUGCACCUAAGAUAGAUGCAGAAGAUGAACGACAUUAUUGGUAUAGUGAGAAAGGUGGAAGUUUGAUUAAGAUUCCCUUGAAAGUCGAAGGUGGAGAUAUUGCAGUUUAUUAUCAAAAAGGACCUAGGAAAGAUGGAUGGGGUAGUGUGAAGUGUUGGGUUGAUGAUAAUACGGCGGGUGGGGUUGAAUUACAAGGGUAUUGGGAUAAUGAUUUUGUUAGACCUGUGGUUACGAGGAUUGAUCAAGGUGUUGGAAAAGGAUCACAUUAUGUUGUAUGUGAAUUACAACCGAAAGAGAAAACUAAAUUCAAGAUUUAUGGAAUCUUUUCUACAUAGAUUCGAAAAUGGGAAAAGAUAUUUAGAGUUUAGAUUAGGUCAUGUUUAGUAAUACAUAGGUAAAUCCAAGAAGAUCAAAAGCAUAAUUUUUCAAGACACGAUCAACAGUUUUUCAUUUUUUUCUCUUUACUUUUUCUUUUGACUUUUUUACUCUUAUAUAUAUGAUAAAUAAAUAAAUAUAUAUGUGUGUGUGUCUGUGUUUUUUUUUCAUUUGAUAAAGAAGUAGAUUGAAGAAAUGGUUUUGGUGUAAAGAGAGAAAGAGAAUGAAGAGAAGAGAGAAGAGAAGAGAAAGAAGAAUAGAAGAGAGUUUUGGGAGGUUGAUUUUGAUUUGUUCUUUGUUUUUUUUUUCUUAAUGUUUUUGUUUUUUUUGGUGUAUCCACAAUGAUUUUCUUUUUGGUUUUACUUUUUUUUUGAUUUCAUGAUGAUGAUGAUGAUUUUUUGAUUACUUUAUUUGAUUACAUUUUUCUUUUUUUUUGAAUUAUGAUAGAUG
Molecule: messenger RNA, 2405 nt
Organism: Melampsora larici-populina 98AG31
Lineage: Eukaryota; Fungi; Basidiomycota; Pucciniomycetes; Pucciniales; Melampsoraceae
Exons: 11
Coding region: 215-1915 (566 amino acids)
Source: RefSeq, a predicted model, not a curated record